UGCUCCUGGCGGUGCAUGUUGCCCAUUACCCUGCUUUUCAACCAAUCAAUAUCCCGUGUGUGAGACACGAUGUGGACCCUGUGGUCCGUGUGGACCUUGCGGACCCUGUGGUCAGAGUGGACCCUGUCUGCCGUGUGGGGCAACCUGCGGGCCAUGUGGACCAUGUUAAAAAGCAUCACACGCGAUUUCAACUUGCUUUCAAUAAUUUAUCCAGUUAUCCAGUUAAUCGUGCUCUGUACUUUGUACACCAUUAUCCUUUUUCUUGUACUUUUGUCAGUAUCUUCAAGUGGAACUCUUCCCUCUUUCCUGGCGUCUGUCAAGCCCAGGGGCUGCCGCAGUCGCGAGCUGCGUUGUGGCAUUCUAUACACAACCUGUGACUGCAUCAAGCGAAAUGGCCUGCAGGACAAGUGCCCGAGGGCGGCUUGCCAAGGACGUCCCGGUUGCAUGUGCUUUCCGACGCCCAACUGCUGCCCGGCCUCGUUCCCGCUGCGGUUCGCCAACAUGACCAUGGGAGUGAACAAUAAACGCAUGCGUUGCGCUGCAACCGCUGCGACUUGUGCUGGUGGCGGCGGACUGGCUCGUUCCUGCGGCGGAUGCUGCACUGGUGGCGGCGGCGGCGGUUGCGGUCCUUGUGGUGGCGGCUGUGGUCCAUGUGGCGGUUGUCCUUGUCCCGCUCGUUACCUGAAAAGGAAACAGGACGAUUUGCCCUGUGUCUGGUGUGCGCCUUGCAAAGCUCACUGCUACAACACACCGCCAAAAUGUUGUUGCUAGAGCAGACACCUUUUGCAUGGCAAGCCAGACACAGAAACAGUCUGAUUGUUAUAAAAAAAAUAACAAACAAUAGUUAGUUUAGCAUAUCACGUUCAAAAAACCUGUGGCUUCUGAUGCACAAGCUCUUAAUGCAGAGCAGCGUGAAGGAAGCAAAAAGUUAAUGACAGUUUGGUGUUGUUUAUAUAACAUAAAUAGCCAGGGAAAAUGCACACAGUUCCACAGUACUUAGUUGUACGUCCGACCAACGAGAUUGAAUGCAAUAACCCAGCAAAAAAAAAAAUGAAAAUGAGUCGGACGUAUUUGACGGAAUGUAUUUGUGAAAGUUUUGGUUGGUACAAAUUUGGAAGCAAGUUGGAUCAAAAAUCAUAUCGUGGCACCAUUAAAAACACUCGGUCCAACAAGAAGAAUGAACUAAUCGCAGAAAACUGAGAUUCAUCAGGCAAAUUUUGUGGCGCUUCGAUGGUAAAUACGAAGCCGGAACCGCAAAAGAUACUUAUGGGCUAGGCAUUCAAUUAACAAAAGUCAACGAAUUUAAAC
Messenger RNA from Drosophila innubila, 1308 nucleotides. RefSeq names its product keratin-associated protein 5-10. The record is from RefSeq and is a predicted model, not a curated record. NCBI's taxonomy places the organism in Eukaryota, Metazoa, Arthropoda, Insecta, Diptera, Drosophilidae. Bases 70 to 771 code for a protein of 233 amino acids. The transcript has 4 exons.